Lepus europaeus (European hare) is the source of this 3380-nucleotide messenger RNA. RefSeq names its product SUMO interacting motifs containing 1 (gene SIMC1). Bases 51 to 2915 code for a protein of 954 amino acids. The transcript has 10 exons. Lineage: Eukaryota; Metazoa; Chordata; Mammalia; Lagomorpha; Leporidae. The record is from RefSeq and is a predicted model, not a curated record.
UGGGUCGCCGGCCGGCCGCCCGCGUGCUGGCUCGGCUGGGGCCCGCAGCCAUGGAGGACUUCAUCGUGAUCUCGGACGACAGCGGCUCCGAGAGCUACGGGGGAGCCACUUCGGGCCGGACGCGGAGGCUCCGCCGGGCCCUGUCCCGGACCCCCGGCGCGCUGCCGCGCCGGACUGUGGACUUCAUUGACUUAACCAGAGAGAGCAGACCAAGGGCAAAGGAUCGCAAUGGGCUCUGUGUGAUCGACCUAACAAGAAGUGAGGAAGAGAAUAGACCUAUUGCUACUUUUGACUUGACUUUAGAACCUGUUGCUCCUUCCCAGAAGGAACCAGCAAGUCUUCAGACAUGUCCCAGCCUCUCCAGCAAAGAGGUGACAGGAGGACCUGUGGACAGAAGUUCUCAGCCUGCAGCCCAGAGAAUUAUUAACAGUGAUCCUGUGGAUUUGGAGCUGUUGGAAGAAACCACAUUUGAAAGUCCUCUUCCCCUACUACCAUCCAUCAGUCAGGACCCUGUUUAUCCAGCAGAGCCAAACUGUAGCUCAUCCACACUCAAAGGGGACCUCAGUUUGAUGGGAAACCUACAGCUGUCUUCAGAUGGGAGUUCCCUCUCCCCAAGAAGCAAUAAUGGUAAUAGUUGCAGCAACAACCAAAGGGCACCCUUGCCAUGCCCACAGCAAGAUGUGCCUUGCCCACCACAAGCCUUGCCUUGCCCGCUGAGAGCCUUGCCCUGCCCACUGAGGGCUUCACCAUGUCCACCAAGAGCCGCCUCAUGCCCACCACGAGCCUUGUCAUGCCCAUCACAGACUGUGGAGCGCCAACACCAAGCUUUGCCUCACCCUCCUCAAGAAAUGCCAUGCCCUCCUCAUGAUGUGCCAUGCCCACAGCAGACUAUGCCAGACCCACCUCAAGACAUACUGUGGCAUCCUCAGCACUCAGUGAGCCAACCUCAAGAUUCGGUGGGCCUACCUCAAGAUAUCCCGGCCCCACCCCAAAACAUAAUAUAUCCACAAGAUGUAGCACGCCUUCAAGACAUGCCGCAGUCACCAAGAGAGGUACCACAGUCGCCAGGAGAUGUGCUGUCGUCACUGAGAGACCUUCCAGCAUCACCAGGAGCUGUGCCAGCAUCAGCAGGAGAUGCACUGGAGUCACUAACAGACAUGCCACCAUCCCCGGGAGGCAUGCCGCCAUCACCGAGAGAAGCGUCACCGUCACCAGGAGGCAUGCCUCUAGCAGAUGUGCUGCCUUCCCCUGGAAACAUGAUGUACACAUCAGGAGACCUCCCACACCUACCGGGAGACUUGCAUCGCUUCCCACCUGCCAGGCCUGACUCUCCCCAGAAUGACGUCCAGAACCAGGACACUCCUAUGGAUAUCUCAACUCCAUCCUCUUUGAGCUGCUCUUCCAGCCCACCAUCUCCACAGUCGGAAAUUCCCUUAGAGAAAGUUCCUUGGCUCUCAGUCCCAGAAACCCCAGCCAGAAAAGAGAUAGCACAGUCAGAGCCUGCCAACCCCAGGACUGCCCAGGUAUAUGCACGGACACCACAAGGUGGGUUGUUCAACAAACCAUGCCUGCACAGACUGAAGUACUUCUUACGACCUCCAGUACAUCACCUCUUCUUCCAGACACUGAUACCGGACAAAGACACAAGAGAGAACAAGGGUCAAAAAUUAGAACCCAUCCCUCAUCGAAGACUAAGAAUGGUGACAAACACCAUUGAAGAAAAUUUUCCCCUGGGGACUGUGCAAUUUUUGAUGGACUUUGUGUCACCCCAGCAUUAUCCACCCAGAGAAAUUGUGGCUCACAUCAUCCAGAAAAUCCUGCUCAGUGGCUCUGAGACUGGCGAUGUCCUGAAGGAGGCCUACAUGCUCCUCAUGAAGAUUCAACAGCUACACCCAGCCAAUGCCAAGACAGUGGAGUGGGACUGGAAACUGCUCACCUAUGUCAUGGAGGAAGAGGGACAGACUCUGCCUGGGCGAGUCCUUUUUCUGCGUUACGUAGUACAGACCCUGGAAGAUGACUUCCAGCAGAUCCUGAGGAGGCAGCGACAGCACCUGCAGCAAUCCAUUGCAAACACAGUGCUGUCCUGUGACAAGCAGCCCCACAAUGUCAGGGAUGUUAUCAAGUGGCUGGUCAAAGCAGUAACUGAAGAUGGAUUAACUCAGCCCCCAAAUGGGAAUCCAACCUCUUCACGAACAGGAAUUCUCAAGGCCGGCAAUAGCCCUGCUUCUCCCCAGCCUAGCCUGGCAAAGAGCACCAACCAGCUGGUUGUGUGCCAGCUUCAGAGAAUGUUGUCCAUCGCCGUAGAGGUGGACAGGACCCCCACCUGCAGCUCCAACAAAAUUGCAGAGAUGAUGUUUGGGUUUGUGCUGGACAUUCCUGAGAGGAGUCAGAGGGAGAUGUUCUUUACCACCAUGGAGAGCCACCUGCUGCGCUGCAAAGUGUUAGAAAUCAUUUUCCUCCACAGCUGCGAGACGCCCACCCGCCUGCCUUUGUCUCUGGCCCAGGCGCUCUAUUUUCUCAACAACUCCACAUCGCUGCUCAAGUGCCAGUCUGAUAAAACCCAGUGGCAGACUUGGGAUGAGCUGGUGGAGCACCUGCAGUUCCUGUUGUCCAGUUACCAGCAUGUUUUAAGAGAGCACCUGCGGAGUUCAGUGAUCGACCGGAAGGACUUGAUCAUCAAGAGGAUUAAGCCGAAGCCCCAGCAAGGUGACGACAUCACGGUGGUGGACGUGGAGAAGCAGAUCGAGGCCUUCCGCAGCCGCCUGGUCCAGAUGCUGGGGGAGCCUCUGGUCCCCCAGCUCCAGGACAAAGUUCACCUGCUGAAGCUCCUGCUCUUCUACGCUGCGGACCUGAACCCCGACGCGGAGCCCCCUCACAAGAACCGGGGCAACCCCAUAGGGCCUGCCAAGCACUGACCGCCAAGUGCCUCCUGGACUCCAGCCAGCUCCUUAGAAGCUCCAGCGGUACGGAAAGCAGUCAGAAAUCUUACCAGACCAAACGUAGUUCACUUAUCUGUAGGUUGUAAGAACUUUCUACUCUUUGGUAUAGCUCUCUUUUUUAUAUAUAAUCCUGUCCUAGCCGAUUCUCAAAUAUGGCUUCAAUAUACAAGGUGUAUAUAUUUUUAAUAAAUUAUUUAUCUAUACUUUUUUUGGAAACAGGUAAUAGUAUAUGCACUGUCUGUUUAACAUUUCCACUCAAGAUGUGAGAAAAGAGCCCUUUUGCCGAACAAACUUGAUACACCAAUGUUGUGUCAUUCAAGGUCCUGCCACCUGUUUCUGGAACAAAAGCUGUUGUUUCUCCCCAGUGGAAUGGACACUGUGUUAGACCUGUUGAACUGUGGCCAGUCUGUUAAGAUCUAAUGUAAUGAAAGGGGUGGGGGG